This is a messenger RNA of Drosophila mojavensis, 1824 nucleotides long. Its product is annotated as modular serine protease. The record is from RefSeq and is a predicted model, not a curated record. The coding region runs from base 353 to 1354 and encodes 333 amino acids. Gene Ontology annotation, molecular function: protein binding. The transcript is spliced from 2 exons. NCBI's taxonomy places the organism in Eukaryota, Metazoa, Arthropoda, Insecta, Diptera, Drosophilidae.
UAUAUACAAUGAAAAAAUUAUAAAUUAAAAAAUAAAUUUUAUAUUAAGACAACAGCAUCAACAACCACAACGAAGGCGACUUAACUACCCAGUGAAUAUUGGUGACUGUACAUAUCACACAAUGCGCUUACGCCCCUAUAAUAAUAAGAAUAAUAGUAAUAAUAAUCAUAAAAAAAUUUUGGCAGACUUAACAUUAUUUCUACUCAGUACGCAAAAAGACUUCGACGCGAAUAGUCGACACAUUAUAUAAUUAAAAUAUUUCGUGCUCAGCUCGAUAUUGAAACGCAUUCCAUGUUUCAUUCAUUACAAAAGACGGCCCUUAGGAUUUGUCUAAUGAUAGUCAGUCUGCAAUAUGGUAAAAAAAAAAAGAUCGCCUUUGUUGCACAUUGAUUUUCCCCUACUUUUAUAUUCUAGUGACAAGCCAUACAGCCAGUUUCAAUGCAGAGAGUCCAAAGAAUGCCUCUCCUAUGGAGAGCUUUGCGAUGGCGUUGUAAACUGUCGCGAUGAAUCGGACGAGUCGCUUGAGCUUUGUAUGGCCACCGUUUGUCUCCACGGCUCCUUCCGCUGUGCGUACGGCGCCUGCAUAUCCAAGACUGCGGCGUGCAAUCAUUUGAACGACUGUCGCGAUGGCUCCGAUGAGUUGGCUUCCAUAUGCAGCAAAGACUUGGGCACGCCGUGGCACUUAUAUCCUUGGCAAAAAGAGUCCAGCCUCAACCACCUCCACCACGGUACGGACAGCUGCACGGAUGAGAAUAGCUGCAAGGUGUUCGGCUCCAACUUGCGAGUAAAAACGAUAUACAAUGGUCUGCCCUAUUUGGGCGAUGGAACUGUGCCGCACCAGACGACGGUGCGGCUCAGCUGUGGCCGUAAUUACCUGCGGCAGGGCAGCGAUAUGAACACCUGCGACAACGGCGAGUGGAAGGCGCCUUGGGCUGAGUGCAUCAAGGGCUGCAAGAGCAGCACGAUCACAAAUGAUCGCAGCAUCCGAGCCAUCUGCACCUACGAGCAAGAGAUCGUCGACUGUUCCGCAUUGCUGCACCCUCCCAGGACCGUUGCCAUCACAAGGUGUGCCCAGGGCUAUCGACCCAGCAGAUCUAUUGAUCGGGGCGAAAUCGAGUGCAAAGCGAAUGGCAACUGGCGCAGGCGCCAUGCAUAUUCGCCAAAACUCAAGUGCGUUCCCGACUGUGGCAGGACAUUCGAUACGGUCAAGGACCAUCCGUUGGUUGUCAGCGUAUUUAGGCAUAUGGGAUAUGACAGACAUGUACAGCACAGCCGAAUAUUCCAUUAUAAUGGGCAAUCACUCAACGAGCUUCAAUUCGAAUACGGAGCACGGCUACGACGUGCGCCACAUUAGCAUGAUAAACCGCUACUUCAAGCCUCUGGUGCUGGUAAAUCCAUUUCUAUUAUCGGCGAAAGAGCAACCCAUUUGCCUUAAAGAAACUGAUUAUGUUUACCACGGAACGCAGUCACUGCUGCUUUGCACGCCCUUAUACAAACAUGAAGACAUUUCCUCUCUGGCAUACAUUUCCAUUGGCGAUAGGGCCAUCAAUUUCGGGGAUUAUCGUGAGAAAAUUAUUGAUGAAUUGGGACAAUAGAGAUUUAUCUACUGAAAAUCUUAAACAAAAAAUGCGUUUAAUAAGGAAAAAGUAAAAAUAACAUAUAAUUCAUUAUAUGAGACAGAAUAAAAUUUAUGAUUUGAUGCAAGAAAAAAAAAAGUAUUUGAAAAAUUUACAAUGGAUUUUGUUGAACUUUUGGUUCGAUGAAAAUCGUAUAGCAAUUUCGAGCUCUUGGAAUUCCACUGCAUAUCGUAUAUCGUAUAAUCGA